AUGAUUACAGCUGAUGAUUGUCGUUGGCCACAAGGUCAAUAUGGUCUUCCAACACGUAAUGGAAAAUUAAAAGAAGUUGAUCGAUUUGAUGUUGCAUUUUUUAAUCUUCCUUCAAAACAAGCACAUAAUAUGAAUCCACAAUUACGUCUUUUACUUGAAGUUACAUAUGAAAGUAUAUGUAAUGCUGGAAUAAAUCCAAUAAAAUUAAAAGGUACAAAAACUGAUGUUUUUAUUGGUGCAAAUGGUUCGGAUGCUCAAAAUGUAUUUUCAUCCGAUCCUCAAACAUUUGAAGAUUAUAGACCAUCAUCUUAUACUGUUGAUACAGCUUGUUCAUCAAGUCUUUUAGCACUUGAUUGUGCAUUAAAUGCAUUGCGAAAUGAUUCAUGUCAUGCUGCCAUUGUUGGUGGUGUUAAUCUUUGUUUUCGUUCUCAAACUUCAGUACAAUUUCUUAAAUUACACAUGCUUUCAAAUGAUGGUACAUGUCGUGCAUUUGAUUCAAAUGGUACAGGUUAUGUUCGAUCAGAAACAAUUGCUAUUAUAUUUAUACAAAAACGACAAGAUGCUAAACGUUUAUAUGCAACAUUGUUACAUUCAAAAACAAAUGCCGAUGGUUGGAAAAAAGAUGAAAUUCAUCUUGAUCCAAAUCAUGUUGGUUAUGUUGAAGCACAUGGAACAGGAGCACGUGCUAGUUGUAAACGUCAUCAACCAUUAUUAAUAGAUUCAACAAAAUCAAAUAUGGGUCAUCCAGAACCAGCUUCAGGUGUUGCUGCUUUAGCAAAAUUACUUGUUGCUUUACAAAAUGGACAUAUACCUGCUAAUUUACAUUAUAAUUCACCAAAUAGAGAUAUACCAGGUCUUUGUGAUGACCGUCUUAAAGUUGUAACAGAAAAAACAAAACUACCAAAUAAUUUAAUGGCAAUUAAUUCAUAUGGUUUUGGUGGUACCAAUGUUCAUGCCAUACUUCAAGCAAAUUCAAAUCGAAAAGAAAAUGAAAAUUUAUCACGAAAUGAAAUAUGUCUUGCAUUUGCUUGUGCUCGUACACCGGAUGGAUGUGAAAAUAUUCUUAAAAAUUUAAAAGAAUAUGAAAAUAAUAUUGAAUUACAAGCAUUAAUUACAGAAAAUUCAUUUCAUCCAUCACAUACACAUACAUAUCGUGGUUUUACUUUAUUAAAUCCAUCAGAAUCAUCAACAAUAGUUAAUAAAUGUAAUAAUGAACGACGAUUAGUAUGGUUUGUAUUUUCAGGUAUGGGUACACAAUGGUCUCGUAUGGAACGCGAUUUAAUGAAAUUAAAAUUAUUUCGUCAAACAAUUGAAAGAAGUUCAAUUAUACUUAAAAAAUAUAAUAUUGAUCUAUUUCAACUUAUUUUAUCAUCAACACCACGUGAUCUUGAUCAUCCAAUUAAUAAUUUUGUUAGUAUUGCUGCUAUACAAAUUGCAUUAGUUGAUUGUUUAAAAACUAUGAAUGUUGAACAAGAUGGUAUUGUUGGACAUAGUGUUGGAGAAUUAGCUGAAGAAACAAUUUUAGCUGCUUAUGUUCGUGGUAAAUGUGUUCGAGAUGCAAAUCUUCCAGCAGGUGGUAUGGCUGCUAUUGGUUUAACAUGGGAUGAAUGUAAACAAAUGUAUCCAUCAGAUAUCGUCUCGGCAUGUUAUAAUACAAUUGAUACAGUUACUGUAUCAGGUCCUAAACAAAGCAUUGAAAAAUUUGUUAAAACACUUAAAGAAAAAUAA
Messenger RNA from Rotaria sp. Silwood1, 1728 nucleotides. NCBI's taxonomy places the organism in Eukaryota, Metazoa, Rotifera, Eurotatoria, Philodinida, Philodinidae. The record is from the annotation of a GenBank genome assembly.